Molecule: messenger RNA, 1566 nt
Organism: Cuscuta campestris
Lineage: Eukaryota; Viridiplantae; Streptophyta; Magnoliopsida; Solanales; Convolvulaceae
Source: the annotation of a GenBank genome assembly
CAGCAAAAAAGUAUUUGUAACUUUCUGCCAUGGAUGGCCCCUAAAUAACUUCUUUCUCCUUAUCUCUCUCUCUCUCCAUUUCUCUUUCUCUUCUCCACUACGAAAUUCUCCGCAAAUAACUCUGUAAUCGUCAUCAUCUUCUUCGUUUACCUCCAUAAAUCGUUCCAGAAGCUUCGUUUCCAGGCACAAAAGAGAAUUGAGAAUAAUUCAAGAGGGGUGAUGUCUCCACCGCUGCUAAGUAUUGGGGAUGACGAGGGCCAAAGCAAUGUUAAGCUUAUGGCUUCUCCUAUCUCCCUAGAGAGUGUAUGCCAGAAUGGAGCAGGGCUGAAGGAGUGGAACUAUAUGGGAUUGUCCGACUGUUCGUCUGUGGAUAGCUCCAACAUUUCUUCCACAUCAGAAAACAAUAGCGAGUGUGGACUGACUUUCAGGGCAACUGAGCUCAGACUUGGACUUCCUGGAUCGCAAUCUCCAGUCAGGGAUGCCGAUCUUUGCCAUUUCAGCUCGACUAAGCUUGACGAGAAGCUACUCUUCCCACUGCGCCCUUCCAAGGAAAAUAACUUUGUUCUAUCACAGAAGGCUGUGGUUUCUGGAAAUAAAAGAGGGUUUUCUGAUGCUAUGGAUGGAUUCUCGGAGGACAAGUUUCUCUCUAGUUCAAGUGUCAAAACAUGUCAAAUGAAGGAGAACCAAGGCUCGCAACUGGCUACUAUGAAAGAUGGGCCAACCCAAAACACAAUGUUGGAGAGGCCUCGAGCUAUGAAUGAUAAUGUUCCAAAUCAAGACAGUGGUAGUGCUCCUGCAACAAAGGCUCAGGUUGUAGGUUGGCCUCCAAUUAGAUCUUACAGGAAGAACACAUUGGUUUCUGCUACAAAGAAAUCUGAAGAAGUUGACCGAAAAGCUGGAUCACCUGCUCUUCUUAUUAAGGUCAGCAUGGAUGGUGCACCUUAUCUGAGGAAAGUUGACCUGAGAAUGUACUCUGCUUACCAGGAACUCUCAUCUGCUCUCGAAAAGAUGUUCAGCUGCUUUACCAUAGGUCAAUAUGGAGCUCAUGGAACUACAGGAAAAGAGAUGUUAAGCGAGAGCAAAUUGAAGGAUUUGAUUCAUGGAUCUGAAUAUGUUCUAACAUAUGAGGAUAAGGAUGGUGAUUGGAUGCUUGUUGGCGAUGUCCCUUGGGAGAUGUUCAUUGAUACUUGUAAGAGGCUGAGAAUCAUGAAGGGUUCUGAUGCCAUUGGACUGGCCCCAAGGGCCAUGGAGAAAUGCCGAACCAGGAUAUAGGUGACAUAACCUGCACAUGAUUGAAGCUAUCCGCCACCCAACAAAUAUCAGAGGAACCUUCGGCUGUCUUUGGUUAAGAAGUUGCACAUUUACUAAUUGGGUGCUGGCUUCGGAUAGCCGAUAUCAUCGGUAGGCUCUAUUUACCUCAAUUAUAUUUUCGCUCACGUGAUUGAUUCAUAUUCCUUCUUCAGCUGUGUGUGCUGUAAUACUACUCAUAAUGUGAUGAAUUCCCAAGUUUCAUUAGAUGAAUAGUAUUAGGAUGUAAAGCCAGCCUGUUAUUGUUAUUGUUGAACU